Messenger RNA from Eucalyptus grandis, 658 nucleotides. RefSeq names its product protein PELPK1-like. Lineage: Eukaryota; Viridiplantae; Streptophyta; Magnoliopsida; Myrtales; Myrtaceae. The transcript has a single exon. The coding region runs from base 74 to 601 and encodes 175 amino acids. The record is from RefSeq and is a predicted model, not a curated record.
GCACAUUCUCUCACUCGAGAUUCGCCGCUUCUUCACUCAAAGCUUUUGAAUUUGCUAGUCGAUUGAUUCUCCAAUGACGAACCAUCAUGGACUCGCGCACCUUUUGGCAUUGUUUGUCCUCGCUCUGUCUUUGACGAUUGGUGAGAACCCAGUCAGAGCCCGCCAACUUUUGGAGGCGACCUUGCCCGAAGUGCCCGAACUACCGAAGCCUGAAUUGCCUCACCUUCCUGACAUCCCUAGCUUGCCAAAGCCAGAAUUCCCAUCAUUGCCGAAAGUCGAAUUGCCACCGCUUCCUGAACUACCAAAGCCUGAAUUUCCAGCAACACCGAAGCCAGAGUCGUUAGAAGUGCCGGAAUUGCCGAAGCCUGAAUUGCCUCAACUUCCUGACAUCCCUAGCUUGCCAAAGACAGAAUUCCCAUCACUGCCGAAAGUCGAAUUGCCUCCGCUUCCUGAGCUACCAAAGCCCGAAAUUCCAACAAUACCAAAGCCGGAAUUGCCGGUAGUGCCCGAAGUGCCUCAUCUUCCUAAUUUUCCCAAGCCAACAUUGCCUUUCGUUCCCACGAUUCCCAAGGACACAGCCGUCGCUGCUACUAGCCCUUGAGCCAUUAAUGUGAAUUUGGAGUCGUUAUACAACAUGAUGCGAUUUAGUAUUUUAUUA